Messenger RNA from Numida meleagris (helmeted guineafowl), 6332 nucleotides. It is a transcript of the gene PARP14, whose product is annotated as poly(ADP-ribose) polymerase family member 14. Gene Ontology annotation, cellular component: nucleus; cytoplasm. The record is from RefSeq and is a predicted model, not a curated record. Gene Ontology annotation, molecular function: NAD+ poly-ADP-ribosyltransferase activity; transcription corepressor activity. The transcript has 18 exons. The coding region runs from base 40 to 5511 and encodes 1823 amino acids. Gene Ontology annotation, biological process: negative regulation of gene expression. NCBI's taxonomy places the organism in Eukaryota, Metazoa, Chordata, Aves, Galliformes, Numididae.
ACGAAAGCGAAAGCGGGGCGGCGGACAGGCAGCGCAGCCAUGGCGGGGCCGCGGCCGGGCUCCUUCCCGCUGCUGGUGCGGGGGGACUGGGGCUCCGCGGAGCCGCCGGCCGCGCUGCGCAAGAAGCUGCUGCUCUACUUCCAGAGCCCGAAGCGCUCGGGGGGCGGCGAGUGCGAGCUGCGGGAGGGGGCCGGGCAGCUGCUCGUCUGCUUCGCCCAACCCGACGUGAAGCAACAAGUUCUUGAGAGACAGACUCAUGAGCUGGAUUUGGGAGAAAAAGGGAAAUUGAAGUUGAUUGUCACGGAGCUUGAAGCAGCAGCUGAGCAGGAAGCAUUUGAGGAAAAAUUAGUGCCCACAAAGGCUCUGGAUGCCACGGGUGACCUUCAAAGAGAAGGAGGAGCUUUGCAGAAAAUGGAGAAUGAUUUUCCAAACAGUGAACGCCAGGAGAGAGCUCACUCUGUGGAGAAGACUGCAGAACAAUCUGCAGAGACUUCGCCUUCUGUGGUGCUUGAAAAUGUUGAAGGAUGCAGUGCAAAAUGCAUACAGAUGCUGUUGGAGAAUGUCAGUGGCUUAGCUGUGGAUUAUGACUUCACUGUGGAAAUGAUACCAGAGUUAAAUGUCGCUGUAGCUACUUUUCUAAAAAGUAUUGAUACUCAAGAAUUCAUCAACAAAUGUGCACAAAACAAAAGAGUGAAAAAAUUCAAUAUAACUGCCAGGCUUCUUGAAGUGACUCGCAGCAUCAAGGCUGAGAAUGUCCCAGAUAACGUUUCCACAGACUAUCUCACAGUUUAUUUUGAGAGUGCACGAAAUGGAGGUGGACCUGUGUCAGACAUCCAGCUCUUCCCCGAGGAGAACUCAGCCAUCAUUACUUUCUGUGAUCACAAAGAUCUAAACACUGUCUUGGAAAAGCAGCAUUUACUCGAACAAACGCCAAUUUCUGUGCAUCCAUAUUACCACUCGCUGGGAACAGCUCUAUAUGGAAAAGAAAGACCAGAUAUCAAGAUGCCAGACUCUGUGGUGAUGCCACUAGAUCCCUAUGUCUGGCAGUUUUUGCAAAGGCAAGAUAGACUGAUUGAAGCAAUAAACCAGGAAAUGGCAGUUUGCCAUUGUUGUCUAAAAUGGCCUCAGACAGAUUGUGCUCAACCAGAAAUCACCCUGUGUCCGUCAUCAUCUCUCUCUGAGCAGAAGAAAACAGUGAUUAAGUUGAUAAAGACCUGGAAGCAAGAUGUUUCCACUGAGUUCUCACGUAUCAUGUCACGCUACACAGCUAUACAGCGUAAAGUAAAUUCAGCAGAGUGGAAAGAUGUGAAGAACAGAUUGAUGAAAGAUGGCAAUUUGUUCAUCACUGAUAUUUCUGAGGAGAUGGUGGUGAUAGCAGGCAACAGAGCAGCAGUGGACAGUGCAGAGAAAGAGGUGAGGGAAUGCAUGGAAAAAGCCAUGGAGGAAAGUGAAAGGGAAAGACAAAACAUAGAAAUUUCUGUGUCGAUCAUCCCAGGGAAGUAUGCAGUUUUGCACAAUGCUGGGCUAGAAGAGAGUAUUCGCAAAGAACAUCCAUGCUUAAAGAUCUCUUAUGAUGACACGAAGAAGACUGUUCUGUUGUGUGGAUUACCUGCAGAAGUUUAUAAAAUUAAAGCCAACUUACUGGAAAGGGUAUUGAAUAUGCCCUCGACAUCAGUUAACGUUAAUCGCAAUAUUUUCUUAUAUCUGCUGAGCGUGAAUAGUAAGAAAAUGUCAGAGAUGUUAUUUGCUGCGAAAAAAAUUAAUGCUUUUUAUGAGCUUGAGGAUGACACUGUGAUGCUAUUUGGAGAGGCUUCUGAAGAUCUUUCAGAAGCAGAAAAGCAAUUAAAGGCAAGCCUAGCAUAUAAAAGCAUUGACGUGGAGGACUGUAAAGUCACUAAAAUGAAAGAGUGGAGUUGUCUGCUUGCCUCCUUGCGUAAGAAGUACUAUUCUUCCCUGGAAACUGUAGUCAUCCAUGAACCUAUUGGAAAUGAAAAUACAGUGAUGAUUACUGGCUUUACUGAGACUGUAAAAGAAGUUUCUCAGAAGCUUUAUGAUUUUAUAGAUAGAAACACGCAGGUGGAAAGAGAAAUCCCGGCUAAGUCGGUGGCAGCAGUGCAGUUCGUAGAGAAGGAAAAAUCUGCUGUUUGUGAUGAACUGAGGAAGAAGGGUGUGACAGUACGCUUUCACACCAAGACACCGUGUAUUUCCCUGAGCGGACCAAGAGCAGAAGUGCCAAAAGCAGCCACUGUGUUGGAAAAAAUUAUCUCAUCCCUUUACUGGAAAGAUGUGCCAACUGAUAAACCAGGGGCAAAAGAGUUCUUCACUGACAGGAAGGAUACAUUUAUUUUUGAAGCAAAGCAGAAAUUUAACUGCCUGAUCAGGAUGAAAGAAGAAGAAGAGCAGAAGAGUGAAAAUGUUGCUGACAAAGAGGAAAGAAAGCUCCACUACAAGCAAACCCUACGAGAUGGAAUUGAAGUACUAGUAUACAAAGGUAACUUGUGCAAUUACCCAGUUGAUGUGGUGGUGAAUGCAUCAAACGAAGGCCUAAAGCACACCGGUGGCCUCGCCUGGGCACUGCUCCAAGCAGCUGGCCCAGAGCUGCAGGCUGAGUGUGACGAGGUGGUGAAGAAGGGCGGGCGCCUGCAGCCUGGGUGCGCGGUGAUCACGGGAGCGGGGAAACUCCCCUGCAAACAGGUCAUCCAUGCCGUUGGGCCCCGGUGGAAGGAGAAAAGUGCGGGAAAGUGUGUGCACUUGUUAAAAAAGACCAUCAGAAAUAGCCUGCAUCUGGCUGAUACGUAUAAUCAUCGCUCCAUAGCUUUCCCUUCUGUAAGUGGAGGGAUUUUUGGCUUCCCGAUGGAGAAUUGCGUAAAUGCGAUUGUAUCAGCCAUCAAGAAAACCCUGGAAGAAUUCAACGGGGACAGCAGCUUGAAGGAGAUUCAUCUUGUUGCUGUUGAAGAAGGAACAGUUCAGGUUCUGAGUGAGACUGUAAAAAAAGUGUUUACAACUAAGCCAUCCUUCCCAGUGCCGCUGCAGGGAUGCUCAACAGGUCACAAGCAGAGAGAGGGCCAGAGGGAGAAGAGAGGAGAGGAUCUUCUCAUGGCUGGAGGUGGUGAGAAGAUGAUUACAACAGAGGAAGGACUGCGCAUCCGAGUGGAGAAGAAGGACGUUAUAUAUGCAACGACGGAUGUUAUCGUCAACAGCGUUGGCACAGAUUUGGAAUUUGGCGUGGGGCCUCUCUGCAGAGCCUUGCUGAAAGAGGCUGGACCAGAGCUCCAGAUAGAGUUUGACAAGAAUAAAGGACAUCAGGAAGGUGGUAAUGGGAACGUGAUCUGCACCAGUGGAUACACUCUAGCUUGCAAGUUCGUGUUUCAUGCUGUGCUUCCGCUAUGGAGCAGAGGAAGUGGACAGGCCCUGAAGACCCUAGCAAAUAUAGUCAAUUUCUGCUUGAUGAAAACUGAAGAGUUUGGAUUGAAUUCCAUCACUUUUCCAGCUAUUGGAACUGGAGGAUUUAGAUUUCCUAAAACCAUUGUUUCUAGGUUAAUGUUUAAUGAAGUAUUCAAGUUCAGCAGCAGUCACACUCGGAAGGCUCUCCAGGAAGUUCAUUUUCUCUUGCACCCAAAUGAUACCGAUAACAUUCAGGCUUUUACCAGUGAACUAAAAUACAGGGUAACUGGGAAGUGGUGUGACACAGCACCACAGCUAGACUUUGUCAAGCCUGUUUCAGCUGAAACAUCAGGAGUUUAUGAAAUGCAGAUUGGUUCCAUUACACUCAAAGUAACUAGUGGAGAUAUUACCAAGGAAGACACAGAGGUUAUUGUUAAUAUAUCCAAUCGAACAUUUGAUGCCACAUCAGGAGUUUUCAAAGCAAUUAUGGAUGCUGCUGGUUCUGAUGUAGAAGAAGAAUGUGAUCAAUACGCUGGACAGCUUGAAAGUGGUUUUAUUACUACAGAAGGUGGUGCACUGUUGUGCAGUAAAAUCAUCCACUUGAUUCACAAUAUGAAUGUGAAGAAUCAGGUUUCCAAAGUGCUUCAUGAGUGUGAGCUAAAGAAGUACAAAUCUGUUGCCUUCCCGGCAAUUGGAACAGGUAAUGCACAACAGAGUCCAGCAAAGGUAGCUGAUGAAAUGUUGGAUGCUAUAGUGGAAUUUGCGAGCAGUAGAUCAGUACAGCAUUUGAAAGAAAUUAGAAUAGUCAUCUUCCAGAGACAUAUGCUGAGAGACUUUUAUGAAAGCAUGAAGAAAAGAGAAGAUUCAAAUUCAUCUGAACCACAAUCACUGAUAUCUAUGUUAAAAUCAUAUUUCUGGGGUGAAAAAAAACCCACCGAGAAGAAAAAGCUCUUGGUUUUGGAGAAGAAAGUUGAUACAGUUACAUUUCAAAUUUGUGGAGAAAGCAAAAAAAAUGUGGAUGCAACUGAGUCCUGGAUAAUAGAUUUGAUUUUGAAGGAACAGUUUGAAAACAGAAUUGUAGAUGAGCUAAUUGAAAAUUUUGAUGAGAGACAAAUCGAGACUUUGGCAGAUCUCCAGAGAGGAAAACAUGUUACCAUUCAGCUUGAUAAGAACCACUCUCCACCUUGCAUUACAAUUUCUGGUAUUAGCAGGGAAGUCUGUUCUGUUUCUGCGGAAGUUCAAAAAAUGAUCCAAAAAAUAAAGACUACUCAAGAAGAACAAUCCAAGGCGAAACUUGUUUAUAACCUAGUAGAAUGGAGGUAUCAAAGUACCGAUGACAUCUUUGUUGCUUUUGAUAAACUGACAAAUAUGCAGCUGGAAGAUGCCAAAGUAGAUAAAAAAACACAUCUGACCGUCAAAAUUAAUAAGAACAACUACAGGGUGGACCUGAAUACUUUGCAGGCUCUUGAUGACCAGGGAGGAAGUAUAAACAUUCAACGUGUGCCAAAGAAUGAAGAUAUGCAGUCAGUAGAGUUCCCGGCAAAGUGGGAAGACAUGGAAGGGGAACGGGUCAAACUGGUGGCCCUCACACCAUCAUGUGAGGAAUAUCUUGAAGUUCAGAAGAGGUUUCAGAAAACCACUCGCAACUUUGUCAUAGAGAAGAUUGAAAGAAUACAAAAUCCCUUCCUCUGGCAGACCUACCAAAUCAAAAAGAAGUCUCUGUGUAUGAAGAACAAAACUCAAGAUAACGAGAAGUUGUUGUUUCAUGGGACAGCUAAAAUGUCAUUGAGCACAAUCAACUACAAUGGAUUUGAUCGUGGUUUUGCUGGAGUGAAUGCUGCAAGCAUUGGAAAUGGAACCUACUUUGCUGUUAGUGCAGUUUACUCUGCUCAGGAUAUUUACUCAAAACCAGAUUCGACUGGCAGGAAAUACAUGUACCUGGCUCGGGUCCUCACAGGGGAGUACUGUGUUGGGAGCAGAGGGCUAGUCACUCCACCUCCAAAAUGCUUAGCGGAUCCUACCGACCUGUACGACAGCGUAGUCGAUGACAUGAAUAUUCCAAAGAUGUUUGUCAUAUUUAAUGACAUUCAGGCAUAUCCAGAAUAUCUUAUUACUUUCAGAAAAUAGAAUAUUCUUAAUAGCCUGGAAAAUGUUGGUGCCUUUUCUAUAUAAAAUGUAACAGGGAAUUUCUUGAUUGCUGUUUACAGUUAGGUCUCUUAAGAGCUUUUUUAAUCUAUCCACGCGUUUAAAUAAGUCUUCAUAUUAUCAGUGCACCAAGGCCAGGAUAAGCAGUUAUUUUAGAAUGCGCUAUUUUAAUACUCACAUUUCAAAUUCAGUUCUGCAGAAGUGUAGGCAAGAGCUGUGAGCACAGCCUAGACUUCUUCCUAAGCAAGGUAGAUGGGAACUGGUAGGAAGGGGAGCUGCUGUGCCGUACCCGUUGCCAUCUAUGCACACUUCGACUUCAGGUUUGCCAUGUGAUCUUUUCAGGAAAAGGGCAGACGUGGCACUGAAGGGCAUGGUGGGGUUGGGUUGAUGAUUGGACUAGAUGAUCUUAGAGGUCUUUUCCAACCUUAAGGACUCUAUGAUUCUAUGCAUUACGUGCAUCCAGCUUCCACCUACAAAGCCAUUUGUUCUGGAGUUUUUAGGAUAGUAAAAAGUGACUAAUUUCUGCUGGAUUGAAUUGCAACAAUAACAUUUCUGUAGCAGCACCGCUUUGGACGGAGUUAUCUAUCGGGAUACUCUCAAUCAUUAGGGACACAUUAUAGGGACAUAUUAUAGGGACACACUCAAACCAUUUGAAAAUGCUUAAUGUUCCGUAAAGCAAAUAGGUAAUGAUAUGCAUACUGCCAAACUUAUGCAGAUUACACACUUGUAGCAAUCAUCUUGCGACAGCUGUCAGUCAAAAGCCAUGUGUGUAUUUCGUUUUAAUAAAAGUAGUUACAAAUAGA